AAUCACAUUGUGUGUUACUGUAGUGACCACAACCUGGCGGUUUCCCCCGCGCAGUGAGUUGGUUUAGUCCGUAUGAUGGGCGGGGCACUGAUGAUGAUCAGCUGCCUAAAUUCCCUCGUUUUCACCAUCCGCAGCGUCUGUGGCGCAAUACAGAAGUAGUACAGCGCAAAAUAUUUGCUCAGUCUAGCUUAUGGAAAAGGAGCUCCACAGAAAUGUGCGCGAACGUCUUCGGAAUGUUGAAAAGCCUAUUUGGAAAGCCCUUUGAUGGUGGGAAGAGGACAAUGGAUCAUGGCAACCAACAGCAACAGCAACCACAGACACAGUACAUGGCAGGGCCAUUCCAGGCAUUCAUGGGCCCUCAAGGUCCAUUCCCUGGGCCCCACCCAACCCUUGUGCGCCUGGAUGAGCUGCAAAGGGAAGCUGUGACAUUAGGACAGAAAGUCUGUUCCUUCAGUGGAUUGCAGAGUGACAGGGAGUACAAACGACUUGAGCGGGAGCUGACACGACUCCAGCUAGAGGUGGAUCAGGUGGAGACAGAGGGACGGAUGGAGCUGCAGCACGCUCGGAAGCGAGUAGCAGGGGAGGUGGAGGGGUUAUUGCACUACCUGGAGGGUAAUGCUACCCACCCCUCUCAAUUAGCUAUAGAGGAGCUGAGCCAGGAGGCACAAAGGCUCCUGCUGUCUGGGGUGGUGGCUCCAUUUCGGGAAGGGCAGGUUCAGGAUACAGUGGAGACCGGUGAGGACCUUGUGGAGGCUGUGCAGGAUGUGGCAAUGCGCCUGGCCCAGAUCAAGACGGGUGGAAGCGUGCCGCUCAGGAAGGCCCGGUACCGCGCUCUUACCCGUGUUUGUGCAGUACAGGAUGUCCUGGAGGGCCGCGUUCGCACGCACACACUUGCGCUGCCUCUGUCUGAAGAGACCCAUGAGGCCGUGCAGCGCAUCAAUCAAGUGAUGGUGCAGGUGAGUGGUGCUCGUUGUCAGCUGGUUGCUCUGCUGAUGGGGUUGAGUGGGCGGGAUAGCUGUGCCCACCUAGCACGUGUCCUCACUGAGCUGUUAGUGGAGCUGGAUGCACUAGAUGUGUCCAGUAACUCAGCCGUCAGGAACUACAGAAAGCAGGUGGUGGAAGAGAUCAACGGCCUCCUUAAACACCUCGACCUGGAGGGGGAGGGAGAUGGCAAUCACAGAUAUGACCUGACAAAUAAUGACUCCAUCCGUGAAAUUGAGGCCAUCCGAGGUCGUGUGUCUGUGCUGCGUGGAGAAGUACUGAGACAAGGUAUAGCAGGCCAAGGUGUGGAGCUUCAGAGUCUUCUAACUCAUCUGGACCAAGUGGACACCGGACGUAACCCCUGCAUAAGAGAGGCACGUCGAAGAGCCGUUCUAGAGAUCCAGGCUGUCAUAACCUACAUUGACCUCCGGGAAGCCCUCGGCCGCAGGAACCCUGGACCAGAAGAACCCCCAGCUCACGCAGCAGUAUGGCGUGUCCUUGCCAGUCUAUCUGAACUGCACUUCCAGGUGCUUGGUUUUGAUGGCAAGAGAGCUGACAAGAGCUACAUGGUUCUUGAGGAGUUGCUGACCAAGCAGCUUCUGGCUCUGGAUGCUGUAGACCCUCAGGGGGACCAGGGAACAAAAACUGCUCGUAAACAAGCAGUCAAAUAUGCCCAGAACAUCCUCGGCUACCUGGACCUGAAGACAGAUGAGUGGGAAUACUGAGAGAGUCAAGAGAGUAAAAAGCAAAAUACUGGAAAUUUUCACUUGCACAAAGUGCUUUGAAAAUGUUUUGUGCUUAGUUAAUGGCAUGGUGGUUGAGGACUUGCACAGGUUGAUUUUGUAUAUAAAAGACUUUGUCCUAGAUGGUAAAAUUCUUUCCUUACAUGCACUGCAAUUCCUGCUUUUUAAUUUGUCUGGUUAUUGUCCUAGUCAUUGACCAGUGGGCCAGUUGUUACUGGAAACAGCAGUUUUGUUCACUAAACUGUCUGCAGGCUAA
Messenger RNA from Tachysurus vachellii, 1980 nucleotides. RefSeq names its product BCL2 associated athanogene 5 (gene bag5). The record is from RefSeq and is a predicted model, not a curated record. Gene Ontology annotation, molecular function: adenyl-nucleotide exchange factor activity; protein-folding chaperone binding. NCBI's taxonomy places the organism in Eukaryota, Metazoa, Chordata, Actinopteri, Siluriformes, Bagridae. The transcript has 5 exons. The coding region runs from base 213 to 1706 and encodes 497 amino acids. Gene Ontology annotation, cellular component: membrane; nucleus; cytosol. Gene Ontology annotation, biological process: regulation of inclusion body assembly; protein stabilization; negative regulation of protein ubiquitination.